Messenger RNA from Spirodela intermedia, 3787 nucleotides. The record is from the annotation of a GenBank genome assembly. Lineage: Eukaryota; Viridiplantae; Streptophyta; Magnoliopsida; Alismatales; Araceae.
AUGGACAUUGAGAGUUCGAAUUUCUACCCGCGCAGGUUCCGCCCCGGCCAAGUCCUGAGGCCCUUGAAACCCUCGAUCCAUGUCGCAGGAUCAGCGGGAUUCGGCUUCGGCGGAGGUAAGAGCUCGGGGAUGCUCCCUGAAGACGAUGAGCCAUGGCAGAGGAGGAUGCUGGACCCCUCCGGCGAGGCCGUGCUGAACUGGAAUCGGAUCUUCCUCUUCACGAGCCUCGUCGCCCUCUUCGUUGAUCCCUUGUACUUCUACCUGCACUCAGUGAACCCUACAAACGAUGUUUCCUCCUGCAUCAAGCUGGACCAGAGUCUGAAUACGUCGGUCACCUUGCUGAGGACGAUGACGGACCUCUUCUACCUCCUGCAUAUGGCCGUGAAGUUCCGGACGGCCUACGUGGCCCCCAGCUCAAGGAUCUUCGGUCGGGGAGAACUCGUCACAGACCCCAAGAAGAUUGCCAGGAGGUAUCUCCGGUCGGACUUCGUCGUUGACCUCGUUGCAGCCUUGCCUCUCCCUCAGGUGCUCCCUCUGCCCUCAGGGUCAACUGAUCCUUACUAAAUAUGCAUAUAUAUUAUUGUUUGUGGCUUCAAUUUACAGUAUAAAUUAUUGGAUGAAUGAGGGGAAAUCUGUUGAUGAGAUUUAGGUUUUUGAUGCAGAUUGUCAUCUGGAUAAUCAUACCGGCGAUCAGAAGUUCCAAUGAAGACCACAACAAUAAUGCUCUCGUUCUGAUUGUCCUCUUCCAGUAUGUCCCCAGGCUCUACGUGAUCUUUCCUCUGAGCCAUGAAAUCAUCAAAGCCUCUGGUGUCGUCACAAAGACGGCAUGGGGAGGGGCCGCUUACAACCUGCUUCUCUACAUGUUGGCGAGCCAUGUAUGUUCUAUCAGUUUUUCUCUUGCCCCCUUUGAGUUUAUGUGACUUCAAUUUUCAUUCUUGCCCUGUUUGACUUUCUGAGCUUCCAGUUUUAUUCUCGUCCCCUGUUUUUCACUUUAAUUGCUUGCAGUUUUUUCCUUGCUAAAACCUGUGAGUGCUUCAUGUUUGAUUCUUCCCCUCUUUGGCUUAUGGUGCUUGUGGUUUUUUCUUGCCCUGGUUGACUUAAUCUGGAGAAAGAGUCGCUGACUUCUCAAGAGUUCCUGAUAGUCUCCCUACCUGUCCACCACCCUCAGUGGCUGUCCGCUGACUUUGAGGGCCAUCCUCAUGCAGGUCUUGGGUGCAUCCUGGUAUCUUCUGUCCAUUGAGCGUCAGGCCACUUGCUGGAAGUCAGCGUGCAAGGAAGAACAGAGCUUCCAUAAUGCCUCCCAGUGCCAUUCCAGGUACCUUGACUGCGACUACUCCGACCAGGGCCUCCGCCAGCUCUGGGCUGCCACCACGCAGGUGUUCUCCAGAUGCAACGCCAGCGAUGACAGCAUCACCUUCCAGUUCGGGAUCUUCCAGAACGCGUUGACCACUGGUGCUCUCUCAGAGGCCUUCCUGAAGAAAUAUCUCUACUGCCUCUGGUGGGGUCUACAGAACUUGAGGUGAUCUCACCGUUCCUCCGUAUUAGUAUUAUUAUUGUUAUUAUUUAUUCCUAUUAUUAUUAUUAUUAUUAUUAUUAUUACCGUUUCCGUUAAUCUUUUAACACCUCCUGUGCCCAGUUCAUACGGACAGAGCCUCUCGACGACCACCUUCAUUGGGGAGACGUCCUUCGCCAUACUCAUUGCCAUAGUGGGCCUGGUUUUAUUCGCCCAUCUGAUUGGGAACAUGCAGGUAAGUCAACAGAACUUGUUCACAGGCUCCUCCUCGACCUCUGAUUAAACUGUUUUUAAAGCAUCUUGUUUCGUUUUAUUUAUUCAUUUUUUGAUUCAUUUUAUUGUCAUUCUUUAUGAUCCACUGGCGUUGUUGUUUAUGGAUUACGAUGAUUCUCUGGAAGUGUUCUGAAUGCCCAGAUCAGAGAUUAUCUGAUCAGGAGAAUAAUAUUGUUUCUUUUAUCCAAUCAUGAAGAUGAUAUAAUGAGUAUGAAAGGAUUUAUUUUUUUAUUCAUUUAAUCAUAGUAAUAAUCUUCAACUAUGAAAAUAUUGUAUAUAUUAUAAACUUUAGUCGAUUAUGAUUUUAUUCAUUAAUUUUCAUUCCGAGUUGGAAUGCAAUGGCACUUGGUCCUAUAGCCUUGAACCAGUGUAGCUCUGGGGAAAUAGGGGGGUUGACCUCAUUCGUUGACUGCCGUUCCGAGCAGCUGGGUUUUUCGGUUUUGGCGAGCUAUCAGUUUGGCUCGAUCAGAUUUUUGCCCUUUCCAUCCUCGGUCUUGGUUGAGGAACUUGCGAUCAUCUGCCAUCUCACGAAGCUCAAUCAGGCAUUUAUGAAUCCGAGGAUCGUAAGUCGGCUGGUGCGUUGACUUUUUAGCGUAUUUUGAGAGAGAAGAAUGGUUGACCCGCCUUCAACCCCAAGAUUGAUCAAAAGGUGAACUUUUUUCCAGGAGGAUGGGAUCUGCGGGGAUUUGCAAAAGCAUUGACUUUUUAGCCUCUUUGAUCGAGAAUAAUGGUUGACCCGCCUUCAAACACAAGAUUGAUCAAAGCAUGAACUUUCUUUCCAAGAGGAUGAGAUCUGCGGGGAUUUGCAAGAACACCCAAACCAGUGUGCAGGUGGCUCAAAAAUGGAAAAUUCCACGUCUGAUCGUCCAAAAAAAAAUCGAAUACUUUGUCCUUCACAGUUAAAUCCGCAUCAUUUCCAUUUCGGGCUGUUCUUCAGAUGAAUGUAUUAAUGGUUGACUUGGUUGGUCUCUUGACUUCCCCAGACCUACUUACAGUCGAUGACUGUGAGGCUGGAGGAGUGGAGACUGAAGAGGAGGGACACUGAGGAGUGGAUGGAGCACCGGCAGCUUCCUCGCGAUCUGCGGGAGCGGGUCCGGCGAUUCAUCCAGUACAUCUGGGUCGUGACUGAGGGAGUGGACGAAGAAUCGAUCCUCCGAUCAUUGCCCGCCGAUCUUCGCAGAGACAUCAAGCUCCACCUCUGCUUGGAUCUCGUCCGACGCGUACGCAUCCGCAGAUCUUCUUCUCGCUGUGUUUUUAGGGUUCAUCGGCAUGGAAUGUGUUUUUAGGGUUCCUCCCCGAUUGCAGGUCCCCUUCUUCUCGCAGAUGGACGAUCAGCUGUUAGACGCCAUAUGCGAGCGGCUCGUCUCCUUCCUGAGGACGGAGGGCACCUGCAUCAUCCGCGAGGGCGAUCCGGUGACGGAGAUGGUGUUCAUCAUCCGCGGGAGUCUGGAGAGCUCGACGACCGACGGCGGGAGGACGGGGUUCUUCAACUCUAUCACCCUCCGGCGAGGGGAUUUCUGCGGCGAGGAGCUGUUGGUGUGGGCUCUGCUUCCGAGAUCCGACGCCAACCUCCCCCUCUCCACGAGGACGGUGAAAACCCUAACGGAGGUGGAGGGCUUCGCCCUGCGCGCGGAGGAUCUAAAGUUCGUCGCGAACCAGUUCAGACGGCUGCACAGCAAGAAGCUCCAGCACACCUUCCGAUUCUACUCCCACCAUUGGAGAUCCUGGGCGACCUGCUUCAUCCAGUCCGCCUGGCGGCGAUUCAAGCGGCGGCGGCUGGCGAGAGAUCUGAUCGACCAUGAAUCGCCGCUCUCCCCGACCUCGGCAUCUGAUCCGCCGGUAGCCGGCCGUCAGGGAGGGAGGGAAAGAUCACAGGAUCGCACGGUUUCCAAGCUUCCCGCCUUUGCCGGCAGCAGAGUACAGAAGAUCAAACUCAUCGGCAACCCGAGGUUGAAGAAGCCCGAGGAGCCCGAUUUCUCCACCGACUCCUGUGAAGAUUGA